Messenger RNA from Yamadazyma jaroonii, 1614 nucleotides. NCBI's taxonomy places the organism in Eukaryota, Fungi, Ascomycota, Pichiomycetes, Serinales, Debaryomycetaceae. The record is from the annotation of a GenBank genome assembly.
AUGUCCAGUGAAGAAAACAAAUUGAAUGUUCAAGGUUACAAUAUUGUGACCAUCCUUAAGAGAUUGGAAGCUGCCACUUCUCGUUUGGAAGAUAUCACCAUGAUUCAAGAAGACACCAGAAAACCUCAAGAAAAAUCAAUUGCCAACAACAUGUCCAAUACUUCGUCAGUAUCAAGUAGCUCUACUUCAAGUGGUGGUUCUGCUCCUUUGACUAUGAAUUCUGUCCCAAAAUCAAUCCCUGAAGAGGAUGAUGAGGAAGAAAAGACCAAAUCAACUAUCAGAUUUGAAGAAUUCAUUGAUGACGUCGUUAAACCAUGGGCUGAACAAUCUAAAGCUAUUGAUACAGCUGUUGGUGAAUCUGCUGAUCAAUUGUAUGAAGCAUUUAAAGCUCAGGCUGAAUUCUUACAUAUAGUUAGUCAAGCUAAGAAACCUCAAAUGACCGACCCUAAGUUCAUGGAAGCCGUUAAACCUAUCAAUGAAAAGAUCGAGAAGAUUGGUGGUAUUAAAGAUUCCAACCGUCAAUCCAAAUAUUUCAAUCACUUAAAUACCAUUACUGAAGGUGCUCCUGUGUUAGGGUGGAUUGUUAGCGAUACUCCGGUUUCCUUGAUUCCAGAAUAUAAGGAUUCUGCUCAAUUCUGGUCUAACAGAAUCAUGAAAGAAUACAAAGAUUCUGAUCAAACCCAAGUCGAAUGGGUAAAAUCCUUCUUGGGAAUUUUCGAACCUUUAAAAGAUUAUGUCAAAGAAUUCCAUACUAAAGGGCCAAAAUGGAAUGUUAACGGUAAACCAUUAGAAGAAGUAUUAUCAAAGAAAUCCAAAUCUUCAGCUCCUGCUCCACCACCAUCAGCUGCUGGUGGUCCUCCACCACCUCCACCACCUCCACCAGCUAAUCUUUUCGAUGACGCACCAUCUUCUACUUCUGCUGCUCCAGCUGGUGGUAUGAAUGCUGUGUUCGCUGAUUUAAAUAAAGGUGAAAAUAUUACUUCAGGUUUGAAGAAAGUUGAAAAAUCUCAAAUGAAUCAUAAGAACCCAGAGUUAAAGAAAGCUCCAGCUGUACCUAAGAAACCAACUCCACCUAAAAAACCUUCAUCAUUAUCUUCAUCUUCUUCAGUUCCUACCAAAAAACCUGCUAGAAAGGAAUUAAUCGAUGGAAGUAAAUGGAUUAUAGAACAUUACACUAAAGCUGAUCUCCAAGGUGAAGAUUUGAUUACCAUUGAUGCUGAAAUGCAUCAAUCUAUCUUUGUAGGUAACUGUAAAGAUAUCACCCUCCAAAUCAAAGGUAAAGCUAAUGCCAUCUCUGUAUCAAACACUUCAGGUUGUGGGAUCGUUAUCGAUUCUUUGAUUUCUGGUAUUGAAUUAAUCAAAGCUCACAAAUUCGGUUUACAAGUUCUUGGAACUGUUGCUGACAUUGAUAUCGAUCAAUGUGAUGAAGGUUCAAUCUACUUAUCUAAAGAAUGUGUUGAAGCUGAAACUCAAAUCUAUUCCAGUAAAACUACUGCUUUGAACAUCAACGUUCCUAAAGAUGAUGAUUAUGUUGAAUUACCAGCUCCUGAACAAUUCAAACAUAGCAUCAAGAAUGGCAAAUUGGUUUCCGAAGUUGUUGAACAUGUUGCUUAG